GACCGACCUCAUUGGCCAGAGGAAGAACCAGCUCUCAACUGUGCAGCCAAAGAUCUUUGGCCUCUAGAUAAACCAGGUGUUAUAUAUAAUUCAGGGCCAAAAUUCUGUUUGAUAUACAUAUAUGUUCUUAAUUUUGGCUUUAACAGAACAUUUUCAAACCAUUUUUCUUCAAAUUUCAAUAAAAGCUUGUUUUUAAUAAAGUUAACAUUACAGCACAGGUUAUUGAAUAGAUGGUUCCAAAUGUGUAUAAAGUUAUUUGAUACCUGUACCUGCCCGUCGUUUACAUCACCAGCAUGUGACCACAAUGUAUGCAAUCACUGUCUCCUAUAGGACCAAACAUCAGUACAGGUUGAUCCCUGUAUUACCAGCCGAUGGUAACACGUAUACAUGUGAGCUUGGGUGGCUCACCAUAGUGGUUUAUCUUGUUUACACCAGAUAAACUUCAGGUCAUGAGACUCAUGGAUGAUAACUAGUGUUGUAAAAUGAAGCAGGCACUGUUUUUGGAAACACAUAAUCAAAAGUAUUCUCUCUCAGACUCUUGGACUCUUUGGUACCUCGGGGGUUAAAGCUAAAUAGAAACUGCUAAACACAGCUUUGGUCAGAGUAAGAAUGUGCUGCCUCAUCUUCUUUGCAUUUGCAUCUAUAUUUUUUAUGUUUGUUAGUUUUAUUUGUUUUGCGGCUUGCUGUGUGUCCAGAUUUGUCUCAGAUUUGUUGGAAAGAUUAGUAACCAACGAGAUUUGUUAUUUCAGCAAAACUUUCCUGGUUAAAUGAAGCUUGAAAACAUUUCAACAAAAAAUAUAAACUCAGGGAAAAAGCAGAUAAAUGCCAAACAAAGUUCAACCAAACCAGUGAAAAAUCAUUAAAAGUCAAUAAACUCAAGAGUCACAAACAAAACUAGAGCAUUAAAUAUCACCAUAGGAAACAAUUACAAAACUGUUUCCUCAUAAAAAGAAGAUUUAAAGCUUGGAGUGGCACCGUUUUCCUGCAGCUCUCGCUUCAACUCAGCCAACAAUUUACGAGACAUCCAUCAUGUCAUAUUUCUUAGAGAAGCAGUGCAGGAAAAAAUAGACCCGAUUGAUUUUGCUUUCCGCGAAAACAAUAGACGGUGAACUCGUCCAAAGCACUAAGCCUCCCCCGGAGGCUUGUGGGCUCUUGAAUGUGGGAUUCCCGCCAAACACAAAGCAAAGACCUGGCUUAGCUCACACAAUAGGCCCAUGUAACCCGGCUAUAUUUAAGGUCAGCAGGCCAGGUGUUGAACCACACGCCCACUCGCUGUGUUUUUGUGCAGACGGGGCACAGCCGCGCAUCAGAAAGCAGGUCACGCCUAAAUAUAAAAACAUUCUGUGCUGUCAGCGGCGAGUGUGACCCGUCAGAGUGAGCCGAUAACAUACCUCAUAGGUUGAUCUGCAGAGACGUACAGAUUGUAACGGAGCCGUUUAUUAGCUGGCAUCAUGGCUCUCCUCCCUGCAGUGAUGAACACUUAUGACGAGUAUGAAGACGAGCUCAGCGACUACAUCAACCAGCUCAGUAUUCAAGACUCCUGUCAAGAUGCCUUUCUGAAAUCUACCGCCAGUUUAGCAGCAGCAACAAAUGAAAACCUGAGAGUCCUGGCAGCCAUCGAGCAAGGUGAGGUCUCGGUGCUCAGGGAGAUGAUGAGGCACACUUUCGCCUUCCAAGAGUUGGACAGUCGCGGCUGGCUUCCCCUCCAUCGAGCUGCUUCCCAGCCCGCCCUGGAGGUUCUGGAGACCAUCCUGAAACAUCAGAGGCUCAGCCUGGAGGAGAAGACGGUCGAGGAAGGAGAAACGCCGCUCACGCUGGCGAUUAAAGCCGGACUGGUGCAGAAUAUGAAGAGCCUGCUGGAGUACGGAGCUUCACCUCAGAACACCAACAGCAAGAACGAGUCGCCGCUGCUGCUGGCGGUGAGGGCCGGCUCUUACGAAAUGACGUACACGCUGGUGGCUUACGGCGCCUGGGUGGAGCAGGUUUGCCGGAAGAAGUGGACAGCCAUGCACGAGGCGGCCAAGGUCGGUAACGUGGAAAUCCUGAUGCUGCUGCUGAAGAACGGCGGCCGCGUAAACCAAAAGGACGUGACAGGAGUGACGCCGCUAGCAGUAGCUGCAGAGCACGGACACGCUCACAUCGCGGAGGUUCUGGUGCACUGUGGGAGCAGAGUGAACUCUCAGGCUUGUAACGGGGAAAGCGUCCUGCUGGAUGCGGCCGGAUCAGGAAACACCGCCUGCGUUCAGCUGCUGCUGGAGCAUGGAGCCGACCCCAACCUGCCCAGCGUCAUCGGACACCUGGCCAUCCACAAGGCAGCUUAUGCCGGACAUUAUGAAGCCUUGAAGGUGCUGAUACCUCUCACCACCAAGAAGGCCAUUAAAGAGGCAGGUCAAAGCCCAGUCCACUCUGCGGCGGAGGGAAGCCAGAGCCAAUGCCUGGACCUCCUGCUGGCCUAUGGCUUCGACGUCAACUACCGCAUGAACACCAGAAACUCAGAAAACUAUCGGGACAUGAGGAGGAGUGCCUUAUACUUUGCUGUCUCCAACGGCGACGUGGACUGCACCAAAAGCCUGCUGGCAGCCGGGGCAAAGACCGACCUGGACCCGCUGAGCUGCCUCCUGGUGGCGGUCCGGUCGGGGUGCUACGAGAUCGUGAAGAUGCUGCUUGCGGCCAAAGCCGACGUGAACUGUUACUUCACGGUGGUGAGCGACACGCUGUUUCCCACGGCGCUGCAGUACUGCCUGAAGGACGAGGUGAUGAUGAGGCUGCUGCUCAACAACGGCUAUGACGUGGAAAGAUGCUUUCACUGUCACCAUGACAACGCCUUUGAUGCUACGGAUGAUGUGGAGGGGAAAAUUCCUUUCUGUGAAUUCAUGAGUCUCUGCUGUCUGAAGCAUCUGUCCGGGAGCGUGGUCCGGAUUCUGCUGGACUACGUCAACCACGUCCACAUCUGCUCCAAACUCAGACUCAUCCUGGAGAAACAGAGAGAGUGGCCCGAAAUAUGUGACAUCCUCAGUAGCCCUCGCUCCCUCAGGCACCUCUGCAGAUUGGAGAUCAGAAGGUGUCUGACCCUGAAGAGACUCAACAAGCCUGAAAUCAUGAACUCAGACAUUUUCCCUCCCAGACUGAAGAACUUCAUUCUGUACCAGGAGCUCAACCUCUACAGUCAGGACCCUGAACGCAUCAUGUGAAGAUCUGAGGAUUCACUGCAAGAGUCCUGCUUGUUUUGGAAGGAUGUAACUAAUCUUUAAUCUCUGUUUUAAGCGCUAUGUAAAGAAACGUUAUUGUUAUAUUAUUAUUUAGUACUUUUUAUAAUAUGUUGUCAGUAUUCUGUUCUGGAAUAAAUGUGUGGUUGUUAAGGA
Thunnus maccoyii (southern bluefin tuna) is the source of this 3362-nucleotide messenger RNA. RefSeq names its product ankyrin repeat and SOCS box protein 15-like. Gene Ontology annotation, molecular function: protein binding; transcription cis-regulatory region binding. Gene Ontology annotation, cellular component: nucleus. The record is from RefSeq and is a predicted model, not a curated record. The coding region runs from base 1452 to 3191 and encodes 579 amino acids. Gene Ontology annotation, biological process: positive regulation of transcription by RNA polymerase II; intracellular signal transduction. The transcript is spliced from 10 exons. Lineage: Eukaryota; Metazoa; Chordata; Actinopteri; Scombriformes; Scombridae.